Messenger RNA from Oryza brachyantha (malo sina), 1189 nucleotides. RefSeq lists its product as uncharacterized. NCBI's taxonomy places the organism in Eukaryota, Viridiplantae, Streptophyta, Magnoliopsida, Poales, Poaceae. The record is from RefSeq and is a predicted model, not a curated record. Bases 250 to 987 code for a protein of 245 amino acids. The transcript has 2 exons.
UUACCCGUAAUCACGCGAGCAAAAGCGCAGCCACCACCAUCUCGGCAUCUCCUCCUCGAGCCCAAUACUAUACUACUCCUUUGACUCCUCUCCGCUUUAAAACUUGCCUCUCCGCUCGCACAUGACACCGCGGCUCAGGACAAAGCAAGCUAGCUCUCUCACGAACACGCAGCGGCAGCGGCGACACCACCACCGAGAGGUGCAGCAAGGGAGGGGGAGGAGGAGGAGGAGGGUGUGUGAGGGGAGCCAAUGGGGAACAGCAUUGGGGCGAAGCGGAAGGGCGCCAAGGUGAUGCAGCUGGACGGGACGUCGUUCCGCGUCAAGCCGCCGGCGGUGGCGGCGGACGUGCUGCGCGACCACCCGGGGUUCCAGCUGCUGGAGUCGGAGGAGGUGAAGCUGCUGGGCGCGCGGGCGCGCCCGCUCGCGCCCGACGCGCCGCUCCGCCGCGGGCGGCUCUACUUCCUCGUCGCGCUGCCGCGCCGCGCCGCCGCGGGGCCGCCGCGACGCGCCUGGUCGGGGAACCUCCGCGUCGGCGCCCGGGAGCGCCUCGAGUCACUCAUGCUCGCCCGCCGCUCCACCUCGGACAUCUCCUUCCCCGCCGCCCAGGCCUCCGCCUCCGCCCCGACCUCCCCGCUCCCCGGCGGCGGCUCCGGCGCCGCCACCCCCGUACGGCUCAAGAUGCGGCUCCCGAGGGCGCAGGUGGAGAAGCUGAUGGGGGAGAGCAAGGACGCGUCCGAGGCGGCCGCCAAGAUCAUGGAGCUGUGCGCCGCGGUGGGCGCCAAGAGCGCCAGCGUGACCCCGGAGAGGCCACCCGGGAUCUUGCGGACCCCGCGGUUCGCGGCGACGCCGGAGUGGGGCGCCGGGUUCAUGAUGCCGCCGCCGCCGCCGCCGGGAGCGGCCAAGACGCCGCAGAGGUGGCCGUCGCUGCCUGGCACCAAGGAGAAAAAAGCAAGGUUCGUGGCGCUGCCGGAUGAGCUGAUAGCAUGAUUUAUAUUUCUGAAACAGAAAUGUGUUAACAUUGUACUGUCACAAGCAUGUUUAGUGACUGUCAAACAGACCAGAAGAUAUGAAAUUAUAAACCUAUCUUCUGUGUUGUGUCUGAGAUAUGCUCUGCUGAGCAGCGAAAAACUAUAAUUUGAAGAUGAGAAGCCGCGGAUGGGCUUCCAAUUCAUCAUGGUUUAACAUCUAA